UAAAUCAAACCUGACAAAACCAUUCAUGUAAUAAAACUGAAAUAACACAGCAUCUUUAAAUCUAUGAGAGAAUACCUGCUUUAGAAAAGCAUCUUAACUUUUAUUGAAUUUCCUGGAUAUUUUGCUGGGACAAAUGGAGAGUUGUGGGGAGAUUCCUGAUUGUAAAAUGUUCAGAAAUUUUGUAUCUCUGCUUUUGACUAUUUUCAAAUGUUUCAAAUGAAGAACAUAUAAAGAACUUCACUAAAUAUAUGAACCUAUGUUUAAUUUAAAACAUGAGUGAGAAUUUAGCAUGCACUUUUCAUUCAUUCUUAUCAGUGAAUUCUGGACCGGGGCCAUAUUCAUCAUCUAUAAAAUGCCAUGCUUUGUAGAAAAUGUGAACAUGCAGAAAGUGUUCAUAUUAUCAUCACCUUAUUCUUUCAAAUGGAUUUUAGAAUUUUUAAAAUGUUAUUUUCACAUAUCCUUGGGCAUUUAAAAAGUCUACAUGAAUAAAAAUUAUACUUUUUCCUGUUCCCUUGAUCACCGCUUGUUCUAUUUCAUAUCUUUUAGAUUGUAAGCCUAACAGCAGGGGCUCUGUACUAUUUUCAAUGCAAAAGCAUAAUAAUGUUUUAAACAAAGAAAGCAGCAGUGAUUUGAUCCAAGCAUAAGAAAUCCAGUACAUAUGGUUUGUGAUGCUACUUGGGAGGUAAAAGAUUGCUAGUUUUCAUACAGUGAUACUGUAUGUAAUCUUUCUUCAGGUUAUCUGGUAUUCAUUUUUUUCUUCUCUCUUUCUCCUUUAGGAAAUAAUAAAGUUAUUGCCCUUCCAUAGGAUAUUCCUGGAUAGACUGGAAGAAAAUGAAGCUAUAGACCAAGAUCUCCAAGCCUAUAUAUUACACCGAAUACAGAGCAGCUCGGAAAUACAAAAUAACAUCUCUCUUAAUGGCAAAAUGGACAAUACAACCUUUGGGAAACUCAGUUCUCAUCUCAAAACCCUGAGUCAAGGAUCAUACCUAUACCUUAAGCUUACAUUUGAUCUAAUUGAGAAGGGCUAUUUGGUAUUAAAAAGCUCCAGUUAUAAGGUAGUGCCUGUCUCCCUUUCGGAAGUAUAUCUACUGCAGUGCAAUAUGAAGUUCCCAACACAGUCUUCCUUUGACCGGGUAAUGCCUCUUUUGAAUGUGGCAGUGGCAUCUCUACAUCCUUUGACAGAUGAGCAUAUUUUUCAGGCUAUCAAUGCUGGGAGUGUUGAAGGUACUUUAGAAUGGGAGGACUUUCAGCAAAGAAUGGAAAACCUUUCUAUGUUUCUUAUCAGACGCAGAGAUAUGACCCGCAUGUUUGUACAUCCUUCAUUUCGAGAAUGGUUGAUUUGGAGGGAAGAAGGAGAAAAGAUCAAGUUUCUUUGUGAUCCUAGGAGCGGUCAUACUUUACUUGCCUUUUGGUUUUCCCGUCAAGACGGAAAACUCAACAGGCAGCAGACAAUUGAGUUGGGCCAUCAUAUUCUCAAAGCACACAUCUUCAAGGGGCUUAGUAAAAAAGUUGGUGUCUCUUCCUCAAUUCUUCAAGGGCUUUGGAUUUCUUAUAGCUCAGAAGGUCUUUCCAUGGCACUGGCCUCUCUACGCAAUUUGUAUACACCCAAUAUAAAGGUCAGUCGUCUGCUGAUCUUAGGAGGUGCCAACAUCAAUUACAGGACUGAAGUGCUAAACAACGCCCCAAUUUUAUGUGUCCAGUCUCACCUUGGUUACUCUGAGAUGGUAGCCUUGCUGUUGGAGUUUGGAGCAAAUGUUGAUGCCUCUUCUGAAAGUGGUUUAACAUCUCUUGGUUAUGCUGCUGCUGCUGGCUAUUUAAGCAUUGUGGCACUUUUAUGCAAGAAGAGAGCCAAGGUGGAUCACUUGGACAAGAAUGGUCAGUGUGCAUUGGUACAUGCGGCUCUUAGAGGUCACCUGGAGGUUGUCAAAUUUUUGAUUCAGUGUGACUGGACAAUGGCUGGACAGCUACAAGGAGUGUUCAAAAAAAGCCAGGCCAUCCAACAAGCACUCAUUGCUGCUGCUAGCAUGGGAUAUACUGAGAUCGUGUCCUACCUACUUGAUCUCCCAGAAAAAGAUGAAGAGGAGGUGGAGCGAGCACAAAUCAACAGUUUUGACAGCCUUUGGGGAGAGACAGCUCUAACUGCUGCAGCAGGAAGAGGCAAGUUGGAUGUUUGUCGUCUGCUUCUAGAGCAAGGAGCAGCUGUAGCCCAGCCCAACCGACGAGGGAUUGUUCCUUUAUUCAGUGCCGUUAGGCAAGGCCAUUGGCAGAUUGUCGACCUCUUGCUCACCCAUGGUGCAGAUGUUAAUAUGGCAGAUAAACAAGGUCGGACUCCUCUAAUGAUGGCAGCUUCAGAGGGGCAUUUGGGCACUGUGGAGUUCUUACUGGGACAAGGCUCCUCAAUUUCCUUAAUGGACAAAGAAGGACUAACUGCUCUUAGCUGGGCUUGCUUAAAAGGCCAUCUUUCAGUAGUGCGAGCUUUGGUAGAGAGUGGAGCUGCUACAGAUCAUGCUGACAAAAAUGGACGUACUCCAUUGGAUUUAGCAGCUUUUUAUGGAGAUGCAGAGGUGGUUCAGUUCCUGGUGGAUCAUGGUGCCAUGAUUGAGCAUGUGGAUUACAGUGGGAUGCGCCCCCUUGAUAGGGCAGUGGGCUGCCGCAAUACCUCUGUUGUAGUUACUCUCUUGAAGAAAGGAGCCAAGAUAGGUCCAGCAACAUGGGCAAUGGCCACUUCCAAACCAGACAUCAUGGUCAUCCUGUUGAGCAAGUUGAUGGAGGAGGGAGACAUGUUUUACAAGAAAGGGAAAGUGAAAGAAGCUGCCCAACGAUAUCAGUAUGCUUUGAAGAAAUUCCCCCGAGAAGGGUUUGGAGAGGAUCUAAAAACUUUUCGGGAACUGAAGGUGUCACUCCUUCUCAACUUAUCACGCUGUCGGAGGAAAAUGAAUGAUUUUGGAAUGGCGGAGGAAUUUGCUACUAAAGCACUGGAGCUGAAACCGAAAUCUUAUGAAGCUUACUAUGCAAGAGCAAGGGCCAAACGCAGCAGCAGGCAGUUUUCAGCAGCACUGGAGGAUUUGAAUGAGGCCAUCAAACUUUGUCCGAACAACCGUGAAAUCCAGCGGCUCCUUAUGCGGGUAGAAGAAGAGUGCAGACAGACACAGGUGCAACUACAACAACAACCCCUUGCACCAUCUGAAUCAGAAACACAGCAAGAAGAAUUGUAUGCAGUACAAGAUAUCUUGGAAGAAGAAUAUCUUGAACAAGAUGUAGAAAACAUUUCUGUUGGCUUGCAGACAGAGUCACGACCUAGCCCAACAUUGCCCAUUAUCCAAAGUCCACCAUCUUCCCCUGCCCACCGGGAUUCUGCCUACAUCUCCAAUUCACCACUUGGUUCACAUCAGGUCUUUGACUUCAGAUCAAAUAAUUCUGUAGGAUCACCAACAAGGCAAGGAUAUCAAUCCACCUCACCAGCACUUUCUCCAACGCACCAGAAUUCUCAUUAUAGGCCUAGUCCACCACACACAUCUCCUGCUCACCAGCCCUCCUCUUACCAUUUUAGUCCACCGCCAAUUGGUAGCCAAGGGAAAGAUUAUCAAAGCCCACCUCCUUCACCCCUUCGUAGAGGCCCUCAGUAUCGAGCCAGCCCUCCUGCAGAUAGUGUGAGUGUCUACAGAGCUCAGUCUGGUUCACCAAUACGAUACCAGCAAGAAACCAGCAUCACUCAACUUCCUAGUCGACCUAAAUCUCCACUUUCUAAAAUGACACAGAGAUCUUUCCAGAUGCUUCCACUACCUGUUGCAGUUCCACAGCAAGGACUUAGGUUGCAGCCUGCCAAGGCACAGAUUGUCAGAAGCAACCAGCCAAGUUCAGCUGGGCAUUGUAGUACUGUAAUCCCAACAGGAAUUUAUGGCCAAGUAUCCCAUUCUGUGGCCAGCAAGUUUCAGUCUUCAUUAGCAGAAAUGACUGGGGGCCAAAAUCGGUUGGUGUAUCAGACCUCUAUUGGGGGAAUAGUGGGAGAUGGGCGACCUGUGCAGCAUGUUCAAGCCAGUCUGAGUGCAGGGGCAAUCUGUCAGCAUGGAGGGCUGACUAAAGAGGAUCUUCCACAAAGACCUUCCUCUGCUUAUCGUGGUGGGAUGAGAUAUAGUCAAACCCCACAGAUUGGGCGGAGUCAGUCAGCUUCCUACUAUCCAGUCUGUCAUGCAAAGCUUGAUUUGGAACGUUCCUCUCUACCCUCUAGUCAGCUUGGUUCUCCUGACAUUUCCCAUUUGAUACGAAGACCCAUUACAUUAAAUUCCAAUGAAAUAAAACCUCAUCCACCAACUCCAAGACCUCUGCUUCAUUCUCAAAGCGUUGGUCUCAGAUUUUCUCCAUCUAGCAAUAGCAUUUCCUCUACUCCCAAUUUGACUCCCCCAUUCCGCCCUUCUGCUUCUGUUCAGCAAAUGGAGAUUCCGCUUAAGCCAGCAUAUGACAGAUCAUGUGAUGAGCUUUCCCCAGUAUCUCCAACCCAAGGUGGUUAUCCUAGUGAACCUGCUCGUUCCAGGACAACACCUUUCAUGGGAAUCAUAGAUAAAACAGCCCGGACUCAGCAGUAUCCUCACCUACAUCAACAAAGCAGAACCUGGGCUGUAUCUUCAGUGGAUACUGUUAUAAGCCCUACAUCUCCUGGAAAUCUUCCUCAGCCAGAAACAUUCAGUCCACCUUCUUCAGUCAGCAGCCUUGCCUUUUAUAACAAAACUAACAAUGCACAGAAUGGCCACUUGUUGGAGGAUGACUAUUACAGUCCACAUGGAAUUUUGGCCAAUGGCUCCAGAGGAGAUCUUCUAGAAAGAGUUAGCCAAACUUCUUCAUAUCCUGAUGUUAAGGUGGCCAGGACACUGCCUGUUGCACAGGCAUAUCAGGACAACCUCUAUAGGCAACUUUCCAGAGACUCCAGGCAAGGGCAGACAUCCCCAAUCAAACCAAAGAGACCAUUUGUGGAGUCUAAUGUUUAAAAUGGAUGUAUUUUGGAGUAAGAGCCUUUUAUUUUUUGGCACAUUUUUCCUAGCUGAAUUCACAUCUUACGUUGCUGUUUUUUCUUCCUUUCUAAGAUUUUUAUUCAGUAGCAGACUACCACCCAGGGGAUAUCCUGUGUUUUCUGUAUGAUAAUGAGGCAGUCCAAGACAUGCUCCAAAUUCUUUUCUAUACACAGCUGACCUCAGAGAAAGCCAGCACCAUACAAUUUUCAGCUGCCAAUUAGUUAAUUAAAUGUAUAGUAUGGGGGCUGAGUCAAAUUCUGUACACACUCAAGGGAAGUAACCAGCUCUUUGAAGAAAAGUUUUAAUUUCAAAACUGAAUUGAUUGAAAUACAGUCUGGCCAUUUUUUUUCUACUGACUUUUAUUUCUGCUGGGAAACUACACUUUUCAGUUCCUGUAGAUCAUUAUGUCCAAAGAACUAUUAACCUGUGAGAAUGGGGGUCUUUGUUUUUAGUAUUAACAAAGAACUAUGCAUAAAACCCAGUCUACUUUCUAAUAGGGUUGCAUUUUUUUUAAAAAAAUCACAUUAUUAUUUAUUCUUAACAUUUUCCCAUAUCCUUCUGUUGGUACUAGCUUUGAAAAACAAUGAGCUACUUUUUCCAAGGCAUUUGAACAAAUAUUCAGGUAGAAAUUAAAGUUCUCUCCACUUCAGCCCAACAGUCAGUGCUGAUUUCAUUCUGUAUCUUAGAUAUCCAGCCUAUUUUCUAGUGCACUUGUCUUCCUGUUGGAACAAAUCACAUUGUAGAGAUGUUGAUAAUCAGUAAAAUUAUUUUUUUAAAAAAAUUAACCAAAUGCUUUAAAUCAUUGGUUCUCCAGAUACUGGAUUAUAUUUCACAUCAUCUCUAACCAUUGCCUAUGUUACCCGGGGGGGGGGGGUGGAGUACUGUCUGGGUAUCUAAAAUUAGAAAACUCUACUUUGAAUCAUGAAGGAGGAACUGACUGAAUGGUAGUUUUAAUUUCCCCGACCUAGAUUUAGCACUGGUACUCUCUCACAAGGCUUCCUGGAUUACAGAUGGGCACUCUUUCAUGCAUUUGAAGUUAAAUGCUUAGAACAAGUGUACUUUUUUUCUCUAGUUUUGGCAUAAUAUAAUUUAGAAUAUUUUGCAGUAAUUUGUUAUUGAGUUAUAUGAUUUGGUUUUAGAAGUUGGACUGCUUUUCCAAUCCAAAUGAAAAAGGUUGAGCGAUUAAUAAUUUCUGCAAGCUAAUGAAGCCAGUGAUCUCAAAGGAGAAAAUAAUAAUGUAGCACACACUUGAUGCAAAUAUUCUCAAUCCAUAGCAUUUCCAGAAAGCACUUUAAAUUAGUUCACAAAAGCUAAUUUUGUGAGUUGAGAAGUGCCAGAAAACAAGGGAUUGAAGAAUAUUCCAUGAAUGCUUAUACGAAUCAAGAAACCAUCAAAGUAUGGAGAGCUCAUCUCCAGGGCAGAAACACAAAUCAGGCCAAAAAAGAAAUAAUGUUUUGCCUUCUCUGCAUUUUGAUCAUUCAGAGGUUAAAUUGAUCUUAUCAAUUAAUGAAAAUUAUAUUUUUUUAAAAAAUGUUUUUCUUCAUAUCAUAGAAUAGCUAGUAUCCUGACCCUUUUUCUUCAUUAUUUUUGUCAAACUAUCCUAGUGAUUUUAAAGUGCAGAAUAUCUUCCACUGUGCUUUAUGACACUAUUUUUUAAAAAUGCUUUAUUCAGGAGCUCCAUAUGAAUUGAAAGGUGUGAUAAAAGAUGUUUUUUAGUAAUCCUUAAAGAUUUCACCUUGAAAAUGAGAUUGAUCUUUGUUUCCUGUCUCCUGAAAGAGCUCAGAAAGGCAAAGAGAUCAAUGUAACAAUUUUAAUCACUAUUUUCCCUAGUCAUUUCUUAUAUUCUUAUUAUAAAUUGCCAUAUUUCUCUGAAUAUGGAAUGUAGCAUUUCCAAGAGUUACAGGUAGUCCUUGACUUAUAUUCAUUUAAUAACCAAAGUUACAGCAGCACUGAAAAAUGUUUUUCACAUGACUGUUGCAGCAUUCCCAUGGUCAUGUGAUCAGAAUUUGACACUUGGCAAC
Molecule: messenger RNA, 7027 nt
Organism: Crotalus tigris (Tiger rattlesnake)
Lineage: Eukaryota; Metazoa; Chordata; Lepidosauria; Squamata; Viperidae
Gene: TANC2
Product: tetratricopeptide repeat, ankyrin repeat and coiled-coil containing 2
Exons: 14
Coding region: 924-4982 (1352 amino acids)
Biological process (GO): regulation of dendritic spine morphogenesis
Cellular component (GO): dendritic spine
Molecular function (GO): protein binding
Source: RefSeq, a predicted model, not a curated record